Spodoptera litura is the source of this 2336-nucleotide messenger RNA. RefSeq names its product T-domain transcriptional activator brachyenteron (gene byn). Gene Ontology annotation, biological process: heart morphogenesis; positive regulation of DNA-templated transcription; regulation of transcription by RNA polymerase II. The record is from RefSeq and is a predicted model, not a curated record. Gene Ontology annotation, cellular component: nucleus; chromatin. Gene Ontology annotation, molecular function: DNA-binding transcription factor activity, RNA polymerase II-specific; RNA polymerase II cis-regulatory region sequence-specific DNA binding. NCBI's taxonomy places the organism in Eukaryota, Metazoa, Arthropoda, Insecta, Lepidoptera, Noctuidae.
CAUGCAGUUGGCACGCCAACACUGAUUUGUGAUUUGUGACAGAUAGAGGAACUAAUUUUCAUAAUAUCAAUUACCUAACGAUAAAAUUGUUUCAUUGACUGUUAGUACUGUUAAAUUAAUUUGUGUAAAAGAAGAACCAUGUAUUUUGUUUAAGUCAAUGUGUUAAAACCGUGGAUUGUGAACUGGAGUGUAAUAAAGGAUUCUUUAUUGUUUGAAUGUGUUUUAUGAACCGCCGAAAUUGAGGACAAAGCAACAGGUGACGAAAGGAUGGCAGCGUCGCACAUCCUGAGCGCUGUGGAGCCGACGGUCGGCGGCGGCAGUUCGCGCAGCGGCCGCGAGAGAGAAGUCAACGUGGCCCUCGAUGACAGAGAACUAUGGGUGCGGUUCCAGACUCUCACCAACGAAAUGAUCGUCACUAAGAAUGGAAGACGAAUGUUCCCCGUAGUCAAAGUAACAGCCAGUGGCUUGGAUCCGACGGCGAUGUACACCGUGUUACUAGAAUUCGUGCAAGUCGACUCCCAUCGCUGGAAAUAUGUUAAUGGAGAAUGGGUACCUGGCGGCAAAGCAGAAGUGCCUCCAUCGAACGCAAUUUACAUACACCCGGAGAGCCCAAACUUUGGAGCACACUGGAUGAAAGAACCGAUAUCCUUCGCUAAAGUCAAACUUACGAAUAAAACAAAUGGAAAUGGACAGAUAAUGUUAAAUAGUUUGCAUAAGUACGAGCCCCGAGUGCACCUUGUAAAAGUCGGUACCGAUCUCCGACGAAUAAUGACGUACCCAUUCCCGGAGACUCAGUUUAUAGCAGUCACAGCUUACCAGAAUGAAGAGGUGACUUCGUUAAAGAUAAAAUACAAUCCAUUUGCGAAAGCUUUCCUAGAUGCUAAAGAAAGACCCGAGGGUUAUUAUCAAAGAGAUUUUGUGGGCACGCAUUAUCCUCAACAAAGUUCUUCGCCACAUCAGUAUCCUCAAUUCGGUGGAUGGUUUGUGACUUCCCAGUCGUUGUAUGGGAGCAGUAACGCAGCGUCAAGAAGACCGGCGCCCUAUCCCCCGCGACCACCGUCACGGCCAAGAACAUUGUCACCGCCUUCCUCAUACAGCAAUUCUGAACGAACGACAACUGCGACGAAUGGCACCGGCAGUUACACUUGGGUCAGCAGCAGUGGCUACUGGAACUCCACACAGGGCAGCAGUUCUCCACAGCCGAAUACUUCCCCAGCUCCAUACCGCACCCCUCCUCAUGCAUACCCGGCGCCUUUGGAGUAUGCACCCGCACCCCCUACUAGCACAUCAGCGCCAUCAUCAGCUCCCGCACCACUCUACCCUCUUCAAUACGAAACUCCAGCGCAGCAUCAUUCCCCGUAUUACCAACAUGCUUACGCACCGUACGCGCAUCAUGCGAUCGAAGAUAUUUCUUAUUGGCCAAACAGUUUGAACAGCUACGGCUAUCAGCCAUCUGAGUAUGUCGGGAGUGGAGAAGUGGCAUAUGGUGCCGAGGGCAUGCCUUUCGGGCCUACUGGGCCUUCUCUCGAAGCCGCCGCAGCCGGUGAAGGUCGUGCCACGCCCCCCGGACAGGAACACCCACAAAGCGAACGAGAAUACAAGUUUAGCGCCGAAGAAGAACGUCAGUCGCCGUGUGAUGAGGCCGCACUACCACCACGUUCACCAGCGCAGUGACCAUCAACCUAGUUCAUAAGAUAGUUGCAAAUAAUAAGGAUCAAUUGCGAAACCUUCUAAAAUAUAUUUUUGUAUUUUACGAUUUUUAAGGUUGAAAUUGGAGAAAAUAUUUUAUCUAGGUACUACGUAGAUGUAUUGCGUUAUUCCCUUUUGAGAGAUGUGUAUAUAUUAUACUAGAAGAUUUAAUAAUGUAUUUCUAAAAUAAGUUUGGAAUUCAUAAGAGUGGAUAAAUAAUACGUAAUGUAAUAGUUCCAAUUUAUUGUAAGUAUUUUUUGCACUUUGUUACAUAGAUUUUCAUUCACAUACCCAUUUAAAUUGGAUUGCUUCACGAUUUACCCAGUACCUAAACAGUCACAAUCAGUGUUCCAGGUGUGACUUUUUAUAAUUAUGGACUUACUUGAGUGUUGACUAAUACAAAUUGGCGAACAAUUGGUAAUGAAUUGGGUAAAAUGUGGGUAGGAAGGUACCCAUUUUCCUACAAAUCUUAGCUAUUAAAUUAGCGUCCCUUGCAAGAAACCAACCCGUGGCUAUCGCUGUUCUAAUCACGAAAUAGUAUUUGGCUUUUUCAAUAAAUUAAGAAUGUAAAAUUUAGCAGAUCAAAUUGUGUAAAGCGCAAAGAAAAAUAGCUUUUGCGAUGUUGACAAUAAAUCAUGUUUCUGUUA